This is a messenger RNA of Plodia interpunctella (Indianmeal moth), 3233 nucleotides long. Its product is annotated as glycine receptor subunit alpha-2-like. Gene Ontology annotation, biological process: chloride transmembrane transport; nervous system process; signal transduction. The transcript is spliced from 9 exons. Bases 533 to 1810 code for a protein of 425 amino acids. Gene Ontology annotation, cellular component: synapse; plasma membrane; neuron projection. Gene Ontology annotation, molecular function: transmembrane signaling receptor activity; transmitter-gated monoatomic ion channel activity involved in regulation of postsynaptic membrane potential; excitatory extracellular ligand-gated monoatomic ion channel activity. The record is from RefSeq and is a predicted model, not a curated record. Lineage: Eukaryota; Metazoa; Arthropoda; Insecta; Lepidoptera; Pyralidae.
UUACUAAGUUUCAGUAAAACCCGACAACUUGUAUAAAGAAGACGCGCGCUUUUAGCAUUAUGCCAAAUAUAAUCAUUAAAAUUGUUUUCGGACAUAUAACAUUAUUGUGACAGUGAGUUAGUGGAUUAAUUAGUUAAUAUUUGUUUAAUUAUAUUUGGCUAUACUGUGAAUUAUAUAUUAUUGCGUCGACCAAGCGGUUUAGCUGUGAAAGCGUGACAGAUAGAUAGAUAGAUUUUCGCUUUUAAUAAUAAUGAUAAAAUAAUACUGAACGACCUAACUCCUGAUUUUUAGGUUCUAAAAUUAUCUAGUUAUAGCAGUGGGACAUGUUGUAGCUACUUUAAAAAAAUAUUUAUAUAACUCUCGUGUGAGUUAGUUAAUCAAAGAAUGAACGAAACACCAAGACACGAACAUCACCUUACACACAACGCAUUUGUAGACAACCCUUUAAAUGGAUUACGUUGUAAGACUCAAAUAGACGUAUAACAACAUUAUCGCCUGUGGAAUAUAAUCCUAUAAUAAUGUUUUGCUCAAAAUGAACAAGAUGGAUUUGAAAGUAGCUCUGAUGCUGGUGUUUUUUUUGAAGAACUCCUACGCAGGGAGAGUGCAAGCUGCCGUCAGUUUCCUAACCAACUCUUCAUACCAAGAAAUAGAGCUCAAAUCUGAAUCCAGCCUAUCGCUCCGAGACAUCUUGCCAGUCAAACAGAAGUACUAUGACAAGAACAGGGCACCGAAGCUGCUGGGGCAAGCCACUGUGGUCUACUUCCACGUUACUGUGCUGUCUUUGGACUCCAUCAACGAGGAGAGCAUGACAUACGUAGCAGACAUCUUUUUGGCGCAAUCCUGGCGCGACCCUCGUCUCCGCUUGCCUGAGAACAUGCACGAGGAAUACCGGAUCUUGGACGUGGAGUGGCUGAACAGCAUCUGGAGGCCUGACUGCUUCUUCAAGAACGCCAAGAAGGUCACCUUCCAUGAGAUGAGCAUCCCUAAUCAUUACCUGUGGCUGUACCAUGAUAAGACGCUGCUUUAUAUGUCCAAGUUAACUCUCGUUUUGUCCUGCGCAAUGAAGUUUGAGUCGUACCCUCACGACACCCAGAGUUGUUCCAUGAUGAUAGAAAGCUUGUCCCAUACAGUCCACGAUCUUGUGUUCAUCUGGAACCUGACGGACCCCCUCGUGGUCAACCCGGACAUCGAACUGCCUCAGCUCGACAUCUCCAAUAACUAUACCUCCGACUGUACCAUUGAGUAUUCUACAGGCAACUUCACCUGCCUAGCCGUGGUGUUCAACUUACGCCGCCGGCUGGGCUACCACCUGUUCCACACUUACAUACCAUCAGCUCUCAUCGUAGUCAUGUCCUGGAUCUCCUUCUGGAUCAAACCUGAAGCUAUCCCGGCCAGGGUCACGCUGGGGGUCACCUCACUGCUUACCUUGGCCACCCAAAACACGCAAUCUCAACAGAGCCUACCACCGGUGUCGUACGUGAAAGCGAUUGACGUCUGGAUGUCUUCGUGUUCGGUGUUCGUGUUCCUAUCGCUGUUCGAGUUCGCCGUGGUCAACAACUACAUGGGCCCGGUCGCGACAAAGGCGAUGAAGGGAUAUUCUGAUGAGGAUCUUAGUAGGGACUUGGAUGCUUUCAAGCACAUAUUCCCAAACACAGUGGAUCCCCGCGCCAGUACUUCAGCCUCCAUACCGCAGUACGAGACUUUCUGCAACGGGAGAGAGACAGCUGUAUACAUAGAUCGGUUCUCUCGCUUCUUCUUCCCUUUCUCUUUCUUUAUCCUUAACGUUGUGUAUUGGAGUACAUUCUUGUAAAUACAAAAAUAAGUAUUCCACAAAAAUUAAAUUUUUGACCCAAGCUUUUGUUAGACAAAUUAUAAAAACCCCGACAUUUUAUAUUAAAUAAAUAAAUGAAUAAAGUGGUUCACCCGUUGAUGAGCUACGGUGCCACGUGCACAGACAUACAGACAGACACACUUAGCGGUCAAACUUAUAACACCCUUAUCUUUUUGCAUCGGGGGUUAAAAAAGAAAAAAAAGACAUCUUGUUGCGCUCAACGCGUUCCAAAUAAGUUCAUGUUCGUGCAGUAAACGGUUAAGGAGUUCCUUCGUUCGGAGCCGAUUCUGGACUAUACAACAAGAGGAAUAAGGAGAAAUGUAACUUGUAAGAUUUGAUUAUAAACAAUAGAUUGAUUGCGUAGGUCUGCAUAGAGAAAGGAAAUUAUCUUUUUUGCCCUUAAAGAUGUGUAUAUCUUGUGAAUGUAAAAAUAAAAAGAUUUGUACGUAUAUGUAAAUUUGUGGUUAAAUGUUAUACAUUUAAGAAUAUACGAUAAGGAUAAAUUUAGGUAGUUAAAUAACUGUUUAUGAGUGUUGUCUACUUAAUAAUGUUUAAAUCCUUUAAUGUUUAAAUCCUUUAAUGUUUAAAUCCUUUAAUGUUUAAAUUAGAUUUGUUGAAUAUAACAAAAAGAACAAAAAAUUGAACUGAAAUCUAUACUGUUAUUUCAAAGAGGUAAGCGUUUGUGAGUUUGUAUGUUUAAGGUGGGGUAAUCUCCGAAACUACCGAACCGAUUUCAAAAAUUCUUUCACCAUUAGAAAGGUACAUUAUCCAAGAUUGCUAUAGGCUAUACUUUAUUUCAAAAUUCCCACGGGAGCGAAGCCCCGGGGUCUAGUCUAAAAUAAAUUAAUAAAAUUAAAGCUAAGUAAUGUAACUUUAUAAGCUCAGAAGGCUGGCAUCAUUGCUACUGUAUGGCUUCUUUGAGCAGCUAUUUAUAGGCGACUAAAGAUAAAAAGUCUUGAUAGAUGACAGGCAACAACAUCAUUCCCAAAGAGUGUUGACGUCUAAAUUGCGGUCAGGUGGUAAAGCCAUAGCUGAAUCUUAAAAAUUUUAAGGUUCAUUUUAUAGGUCUCAGAGACGUCACAGCAGCGAAUGCAAACAUGUUCAAAUGAGAUUAUGUGAUUAAAGGAAAUAAAGUUUUAGGUUAGGUAAUAUAUUUUUAUUGACCAGAGAGUAAGUAUAUAUGAUAUAUACUUACCAUAAAGAAGUAGAAGCCAUAAUAAUAAAGAAGUGUUAACAAUAAUAUCAUUGUAUUAAAUGUGGCAUUGGCAAAAGAUCUUAAUAAAAUUUUAAGUUUCGCCCAAUUCAAUAGUUAAUUUUAGUUUGUAAAAGUUUAUUGUGUUCCAAUAAUAUAAUUUAUAUUUAAUAAACGCUCAGGUAAUUAAUUAAAUAACUUUUUUUUGUU